Molecule: messenger RNA, 591 nt
Organism: Amborella trichopoda
Lineage: Eukaryota; Viridiplantae; Streptophyta; Magnoliopsida; Amborellales; Amborellaceae
Source: RefSeq, a predicted model, not a curated record
UCCUCCUCAUAUUCAAAAUUUAGCCUCCAAUUCACUUCACCAUCACCUGUAGUCUUCUCUCCUUUCCUCCUUACCUUCGAGGUUUAGUUAGUCCAAACUCCUUACUGAAACAUGAUCAACUCGAAGAGGAUUAUGGAGAUUGCUCGCAAAUGGCAGAAGCAAGCCAUGAGACAAAGGGUUCAAGUCUCCCUCAAAACAACUAGUGAGGAAGUUAGACCAGUUGCUGAUGAGGGUUACUUUGUCAUUUAUACAACAGAUGGAAGCCGUUUCGUGAUUCCUUUGACUUUCCUUAAUCGCCCUAUCUUUAGAGAGUUACUCUUGAUGGCUGAAGAAGAGUUUGGUUUCACAGGAUGUGGUCCUCUAAGAGUGCCCUGUGAAGCAUUUGCAAUGGAGUACAUAGUCUCCCUUUUGAGAAAGAAUGCAUCAAGAGAGUUGGAUAAGGCAUUGGCUGCCAUGGCCUCUUGCAGAACCUCUCUUGCUUCCCUAGCCCUUCAUGAAACGACCUCUGCAAACAUGAUUCAUCCUGGAUUUUGAGUUUACCAGUCGUGAGUCUUGCAUUCAAGACUUUAUUUGGAGGUGGAACGAAGCAGU